Molecule: messenger RNA, 1559 nt
Organism: Triplophysa rosa
Lineage: Eukaryota; Metazoa; Chordata; Actinopteri; Cypriniformes; Nemacheilidae
Product: CD209 antigen-like protein E
Exons: 5
Coding region: 1-858 (285 amino acids)
Source: RefSeq, a predicted model, not a curated record
AUGGUGGGCGUCCGGGACUGCAGGGAGGCGGGCGUUCGAGGCUGCAGGGAGGCGGGCGUUCGAGGCUGCAGGGAGGCGGGCGUUCGAGGCUGCAGGGAGGCGGGCGUUCGAGUUCUUCUGUUGACUGCUGUAGUAGUGCUCUGUGUGUAUUUCACCACUGACAGAAACCGCUUACUAACACACAACUAUAACUUGACCAAAGAAAGAGCGAAAAUACUUACAGAAUACACUGAGAUACUAAAUCAGAAGAGAAACUUGACUGAAGAAAGAGAGGAAAUCAAAAACAAGAAUGAUGAACUCCAGGAAGAUUUAACAGUGACAAAGCAUCACAUCUCUAACUUAACCAAAGAAAAAGAACUGUUACUUACAAAACUACUGGAGAAAGAUCGAUGUAAGAUGAAAUCUAAGAGUGUGUCUGAAGAAAGAGAUCAGUUAAUGAACGAAAGAAAAAAACUGAACAGAUGGCUCACUGAACAAGAUCAGCGCUCUGAUAACUUUAAAUGGGUUUAUUACAACUUCAGUUUUUAUUACUUUUCAUCUGAGAAGAAGAGCUGGAGUAACAGCAGACAAGACUGUAAACAGAGAGGAGCAGAUCUGGUGAUUAUAAACAGCAAAGAGGAACAAGAGUUUUUGCAGAAAUCUACAGCUGGUUACUACUUUUGGAUUGGUCUGAGGAAAAAGAAAGAAGUGUGGAAUUGGAUUGAUGAAACCACAUCGUCAACAAGUUUAUGGAUGAAUGGAUACCCGAGACGUUACAAUAAUUACUGUGCUUUAACAUCUACAUCAGGAUUCGCUGAUGAUUCAUGUAAUUAUAACUAUGGAUGGAUCUGUGAGAACAGAGUUUCAAAUCGCUCAUAGUGUGAUACAGUACGUAUUGCAUAUACAGACAAUGAUAUAACAUUUUUUUAAUACUGUACCAGUAUCUCUGUUUAGUCAUUUGUGUUGAUUGUUUCUUGUUAUGUAAGUAUUCACUACAUUAUAGUGUACAAUCUAUUGAAUAUUUUAAUGUAAAUACAAUAUAUGUAUGUAUGUUUUAAAUUGAACAUUGUGGCUGAAUUUGAAAUAAGACUUUUUGACACAGAUUAACUGCAAAUGUUCCCUAUUAUGUAAAGGUUAAAUUAAGGUUAUAUAAUUGUUAAGGUUAUAAAAGCAUGUAAAGGUUUGUGCUGACCUGUAGAAUGUCCGGAAGAAUGUGAAAAAAUCUUUUAGAGCUGUCUGUCAAAAUCGUAAGAAAGGGUUGACGUGUUUUACCCUUGCUUCAAUUGUCAUGUCCACCACAGCAAAUAGUCCUUCAAGGCUCACUGGUGCGACUCACUUUCUCAAUGUAACGAGCUCUGCACCGAUGCCAGCCACGCCACCCGCAUCAGCGCCUUCGCCCGGCUAUUCCCGCUCUCUCUCACCGGACAUUUAAUAUCACAGACUACAUACACAGCGACUGGUCAAGUUCUUGAGUAGUCUUUUGUUACGUAGCUUGUUUCUAGUUCUGACCCUUUAUUACCUGUGGAUGUAUGCUUUCCUGUGGAUGUUACCUGUGGAUGUAUGCUUACCUUUGGAUGGAU